This is a messenger RNA of Dryobates pubescens (Downy woodpecker), 1781 nucleotides long. RefSeq names its product inhibin beta C chain-like. Gene Ontology annotation, molecular function: growth factor activity; hormone activity; cytokine activity. Gene Ontology annotation, biological process: BMP signaling pathway; SMAD protein signal transduction. The coding region runs from base 299 to 1381 and encodes 360 amino acids. The transcript has 2 exons. The record is from RefSeq and is a predicted model, not a curated record. Lineage: Eukaryota; Metazoa; Chordata; Aves; Piciformes; Picidae. Gene Ontology annotation, cellular component: extracellular region.
AGGCCGAAGCGCGUCCUGCCGGCUCCACCCGAACCCGGGGCGAGCGGAGCGGCGGCUGCCCCGUGCCGGCAGAGGCUGCUGCGGGCUCCCAGGGCCGUUUAUCUCGCCCGGGAUCAGCCAAUAUUUGCGGUCACGUCAGGGGCACCCAGCCCUUCCCCGCUGCCUGCUCCCGCCGAGCCUGGCUCUGCCCCACCCGCUGCCCCCGCGGCUCUCCCGGCCCCAUUUGGGCUCAUCGGGCGGUUGGAGGAACUCUGUCUGCCGAGACCCUUCCUCACGCUGUCACCUCCUGGCGCCAGGGAUGACAGCCACGGUGGCUUUCCUGCUCCUGAGCCUUCUGAGGGUGGCGGCUGCCAAGGGAAUGCGGUGCCCAGUCUGCGGGCUGGCAGCCCUGGCACCCAGCACGCAGCGGGAGGUGCUGCUGGCGCUGGCCAAGCAGAGCAUCCUCUCCGGGCUCGGCUUGCCGGACAGGCCCAACACCACCCAGCCCAUGCCCAGGGGGGCCCUGCUGACCGCUCUCCACAGGCUGCGUGGGCAGCACACGGACACGGCCGAGCCCCCAGGGGCACCCCGGGGUGGCAGCAACCCGCGCCCUGGGAGGGGUCUACAGCAGUACGAGAUCCUGAGCUUUGCCGAGGCAGGGUCCUCCACCUCCCGCAGUGUCCUCUUGCAUUUCCGCUUCACCCGGGACCUGUCCGAGAGCACCGAGGUCCUCCGGGCCACCCUCUACCUCUUCUGGGCAGUGCCCGGCCCCGGGACUCAUCCUGUCACCAUCAGGCUCCUGCAGCCGGACCCGGCGGGGCUGAACACGACGGUGACCGGCGAGAGCCGGCUGGAGGUGCAGAGGAGUGGCUGGACCACACUGGACGUGGGGCCAGCUGUCCAGCAGCUCUUCGGCCAAGGCAGUCAGAGGCUCACCGUGGAGCUGGAGGUGCCGGAGGCCCUGGGGUCUUCCUUGCUGGCUGACCGCAGUGGCUCUCGCUGGCCCUUUGUGGCAGCCCAGGCGCGGGUCAGGGCACCGCACCGCGUCCGGCGGCGCAGCAUCGACUGCAGCGGCGACUCCCGGACGUGCUGCCGCAAGGAGUUCUUCGUGGACUUCAAGGAGAUCGGCUGGGAGGAUUGGAUCAUCCAUCCCGAGGGCUACCACAUGAACUACUGCGCGGGGCUCUGUCCCCGGCACAUGGCUGCCGCCCCCGGCCUCGCAGCCUCCUUCCACACCGCCGUCCUCAACCUCAUCAAAGCCUCCAACGCGGAGGCUGCCGGCGGCUCCUGCUGCGUCCCGACCCAGCGCCGGCCGCUCUCGCUGCUCUACUAUGACCGGGACAGCAACAUCGUCAAGACUGACAUCCCCGACAUGAUCGUGGAUGCCUGCGGCUGCACCUGAGCUGCCUGAGGAGGGGGAGGGCAGGACCUGCGCUGCGUGGCGUUCCCCUCCUCCCGGCUCCUCCGCUGGGAGAUGGGAACCUGCCGAGGUGUUUCUCCUCCUGAGGCUGAAGCAAGUCCUCUCCUUAAUCACCUCCCACAGGGCUCUUUCCCCCUUUCACAUCUGCCCUCUCUGCCUCUGCCAGCCCCUGAUGGACACCAGACCCUGCUGAGCACAACUCCCUGGGGGGCUUGGGGCAGCCCCAGCUCACUCUGCUGCUGGUCCCAGCCCAAAGCCGUGGUGCAACCCUCAACACGAACAGGUUCCUCAGGUGCCAGCAGCAGCUGUCUGGGGCUGCUGGCAGGGAGGGAAGCUGAGAAGGCGCUGGGGGAUGGCCAGAGGGGAGAGGACCAUCCAUGGG